This is a messenger RNA of Rubroshorea leprosula, 1483 nucleotides long. NCBI's taxonomy places the organism in Eukaryota, Viridiplantae, Streptophyta, Magnoliopsida, Malvales, Dipterocarpaceae. The record is from the annotation of a GenBank genome assembly.
AUUAGCCCAUCCAAUGGUUCUAGAGCUACCGUGUUUCUAAUUCCUGCCCUGCCGCUAUGGAGUAAUUUUGCGGCAACCGAAGCUGAAUUCAUGUUGAACGCCGUAGAGCAAGCCUUAGACGGAGAACGGAGACCGUCCGAUCAGCGCCGGGACGACCAACAGUCUCAAGAAUGGGAGACUAUGGCUCGAGCCUGGCUCUGCGCCUUCCCUGAAGCAAAAGCGGUGAGCGUGAGCCAAGUCGAAGCCUGGAUCGACUCCAACCACAGCUCGCUACCGGCCGGCCUCCAAUCCAUGCCUCGAUCGGAUCUCAUCGAUAAGUUCCUCUCCAUCCAAAAUUACAUGAGAAUGCCUUCUCAGCCGGAAAAAGAAUUUAGUCAGGUGGACAAUCAUCCAGCUCGAUUUCAACGCACUGAUCAGUGGAUACCAGUUUAUUCAUGGUUAGAGUCUUUGGACACAGAUGAAGUGGUGAAAUCUAAAGAUAUAUCUGAUUGGUUAAAUGAGAAUCCAACAGUCAAAGAAGACUUAUGCGCUAGACAUUCUCGAUAUCAUUUGAUGCAUUACAUCAAAAAGUGCCAUUUGAAAAUACUAAGGAGGAAGGAAAGGAAGGUUGGCUUGCAGCCAUCUAACAGGGAAAGUGUUUUGAAAGUUCAGAAGGAUGUGGUUACAAAGCAACCAGCAACUCUUCCCAGCAAUCCUCUCAGUAAUUUACCUAAAGACAGUGAUCUCUAUGUGGCAAAAAAAAAUGAAGCUUUACGCAAAUACAAGAUCUUGCUGGAGUUGGAGAAGAAGCUUAGCCCCAUGUUCUCCAGGUAGGAAUGAAUGCAUCUUCAAAAAGCAAAUAUCUGCCCCGACAGAGUCAGCUACCAUAGGGCUGCUAAUGCAUUCGUUUAUCCUUCAUCAUUUUUGUAGAUGAUUAGACAGCGUUUAUUCUCUUUUCAAUGCCAUGCAUGCGUUUCACUCAUGUCUUGUGUAGUUAUAUUCAUCUGAUGAAUAGAUCAAGCCUUUGAUGUCAUAUCUUUUUGAACCCCAGAAGUUCCUUUACACACUGUUCUUGUAGAAGUUGUUUACGCUUGACACGCUAACAGAAAAGAGGCGCACUUGUCGGGUUGACCAGUUGGAUCAACAGCACAGAAGCUACUGAUUUUCCCGAAGCAUUUCUGGCAAUUUUUGGGGCAUUUGACAUCAUCAGCACAUCCGCCGGAGUUUCUGCCUUGUUGAGGAGUUGCUGUCAGCUGUAUUUUUAUGAGUUCGGGUUAUCUCUUUGUGAUCUUUCACAGUUUGUAUGUAUGGGCCAAGUACAAGGCUAACGAAAAGGUGGAUGGUAAGAAAAAUUAAUAAAAAAGUACUAAGAGAAUAAUAUUAAUGAGCUGUGUGAUGUGUCCAUUUUGCUGUUAGUAGUUUUUGUCAUGUUGUAUAUAUUGAGACUAUUUGUAAGGGUUUGGAGUACUCAUUUUACUCCCUUUAAUACAUUUUAUUUAAAAAA